UUCCAGAAAGUGCCUCAAGGAAGCUUCCUUAUGUAGGAAAACCGUGCAAGAAACAUAGUGUGCUUUCUGGCAACUUGUGGCGUAGAGCUGUCAAAAUGGCAGAAAAUAAGGACAGUAGUAUUAAAAACACAGACGUGAGACCCAAAAGCAGCCGGAGCAGAAGCGCGGACAGAAAGGAUGGUUACGUCUGGAGUGGAAAGAAGCUCUCCUGGUCAAAAAAGAGCGAGCAUUGUUCCGACGCUGAAACAGCAAGCGCUGAGGGAAGAUCAGGGACUAAUUUAAGGAGCCAAGAGAGGAAGUAUAGCUGCUCGUCUAUCGAGUUGGAUCUAGACCGCUCGUGUGGUCACAAGUUUUUAGGCCGAUCUCUCAAACAGAAGCUGCAAGAUGCCGUGGGUCAGUGCUUCCCCAUAAAGAAUUGUAGCAGUCGGCACCCCUCAGGACUGCCAUCGAAGAGAAAAAUUCAUAUCAGUGAGUUAAUGCUAGAUAAGUGUCCUUUCCCUCCGCGCUCGGAGCUAGCUUUUCGGUGGCACUUGAUCAAAAGACAUACAGCCCCUAUAAGUCCAAAAGCAGAAGACUGGAUAAUUGCUGAUUUAUCCCAGCAUGAGGAACAGGAGGAUCAGCUGCGAGACGAUGAGAUUGCCAACGGGGGAAUGGACUCUCCCUCCCAGUCCUGUGACUUUUCCGACAGCAGUUCCUCUAGGGGUGAUUCAAGGUCUGAGUUGGUUACAGGUAAGGUGGUAAGGAGCAGUAAAGAUGAGAGCGAUAAGGACUCCGAUGAUGAAGUUAUAACACUGUGCACAAGCUCUAGAAAAAGAAACAAGCCCAAAUGGGAAACGGAUGAUGAGCUGCUACGGAUGGAAACGCCUCCAAAAUACCAUACACAGAUUGAUUAUGUCCACUGCCUAGUCCCAGACCUCCUCCAGAUCAAUAAUAACCCCUGCUAUUGGGGAGUCAUGGAUAAAUAUGCAGCUGAGGCGCUGCUAGAAGGAAAGCCGGAGGGAACAUUUUUGUUACGAGAUUCUGCCCAAGAAGACUAUUUGUUUUCUGUGAGCUUCAGGCGCUACAGUCGUUCCCUUCACGCACGAAUAGAGCAGUGGAAUCACAACUUCAGCUUUGAUGCCCAUGAUCCUUGCGUUUUCCAUUCUCCUGACAUCACUGGACUCCUAGAGCACUAUAAAGAUCCAAGUUCCUGUAUGUUCUUUGAACCACUUUUAUCCACUCCGCUGAACAGGACUUUUCCUUUUUCUCUUCAACAUAUAUGUAGAACGGUUAUUUGCAACUGUACGACUUAUGAUGGUAUUGAUGCACUUCCCAUUCCUCCAUCGGUGAAGCUGUAUCUGAAGGAAUAUCAUUAUAAGUCAAAAGUUAGAGUGCUCAGGAUUGAUGUACCAGAGCAGCAAAGCUAGAAAAAUAUUUUUAUGAAAGAAUGAAAUUGUCUCUAAGCAGACAAAUAGUAUGUUCAGUCUUUCUUCCUUGUACGGUGUUUUUUUAAUAGCAAUUUGAUUUAUUUCUUUUUCCUUCCUGCAGAUUAUUUACCACCCAAACUAGCCUCUGUCUAAGGCUUUUUUAUCCAAAUGUACUUUGAUUGUUCCCAGCUCUCUUUUUUAGAAAUUAUAUUCCUUGUGGGCUUUUGGUACUGUCCUAGACUAGAGUUUUAUGGAAUUUCAGGUAGGCUUUCUGGUAUUUCUAUAGGUGGGUAGUCUUUAGAUCUAAAAUACCCCUAAAAAUCAGUUUUGAACUUGACUUGUCUUUUUUAUUGUAAUUUACAUAUGUUGCUGACAUGUUUGAAAUGAUGCACUGUUAACUGAAGAUUGACUCAUCUGUAUUUUCUGCAUUUCUUUUAAAAUGAGUGCUCUACCCUCUGUGUGUGUGUUUGUCUGUCCGUCCAUAUCUAAUAUAGUAAAUUCAUCAGUCUAUUUCUAACAUGACUAUUCCAAGCAAAAUGAAGUUUGAAAGAGGAUAUGAUCUUUCUAUAAAUAUGUCAGGGGACUAAACACCAGGGAGAGGAGAAAGAAUUCAAGUUAAGGACAACACUCAGUACAGGAACAAACAUGUAUGAACUGGUUGUGAAAAGAUUUUGCUUGGAAAAGAGAAAGCUCGUCACCAUCAGAGCAGUGGGGUUCUGGAACAGCUUUUCAUUUUGUAUAAUAGCAGUAAAAAGCAAACUACUCAUGAAUUGGGAUUUGAUUGGUGUCUGGAAGGAAUAAUGAUACAGUUACUUAUGAUAGAUGGGGCUUGGACUUGGGAACUCUGUUUCUGUGUUACUAUUUCAUUAGAAAUACCCAGUUUUCACUAAAAUUGCUGCUGCUUCUUAAAUGCUAAAGCACAGAGGGGGAGAAGGAAGAUAUUUCUUUAAAAAUAUGCAUAUUAAACUAUCUGAUCUUGCAUGGUUGAUCCUAAGGUGAUGAUCAAUAACUUUUCUACUGUGUUAGUAGGAGAGUUGAUUUUUUAAUAAGUAUAGUUAAAAAGAAAAAAGUCUGAAGAUUUUUCUUGCAACGUGAAGCAUUUGGUCAAAUGGCUUCCUGCCAAAUUCUCUGUACAAGAAAACCAUGCAUGGAUAAUGCUCCUAAAAGCAUUACUUACAUUACAUGGAUAGGCAGAUCUGCUGCUGAAUUAUUGGUGAAAUCCCACUGAGACUCAGUGGAUCUGUGUUCAGGCAAGAAACUCUAUUGCUUUCCAGGCUGGCCUCGGGGCACAGCUCCAGGAGGUGCAGGAGUGACCUGCAGUUCUGUCGUCUGCAUCUGUAUGUGCUUUAUUUCUAUUUGAAUCUUUUUAAUUUCACCUUGUACAGAAUCUGACGGAUUUGUAGGCAUCAAAUGUGUCCUUCAGGCUGGGUACUCUGGAGUUAGCAAGGAAGAUUUGCCAUGCAGCUCCACCAGGGACCCACCACCCUGUCUUGCCCCCUCCCUGAGCAGAGAAAACCUUUUCCACUGAACUGCUGUCACUGUGAUGAUGUAAACAGAUUUCUAGGGACAUCUGCUUAGAGACCAGCCUGUUUGUUUUCACUGUGUUUUAAAUAGGUUUUGAACCAAAGUCUCCAGGGAGAAAAUGCUAACACAUCAAUCUAUGGCAUCACACGUGGAUGAAUAUGCUACAGGACAAACUCUCAGCUGCUAUAAAUCAGCAGGGCUUUAUUGAUACGCUUAUAACAGCUUAUACCAGCUGAGAUUCUCCCUCCUCCAUAUGCAAAUGUAAUAGCAUGACUGAUGUCAGAAAAAUUACCCUUUUUUUCUGUCAUCUUUUCCUUGUGCUGCUUCCAUUCAACUGACAUUGCCUUUUGCAUAAACUCUAUUUUAUCAAGGACAGCUUCAUACUAGUAAAUCCCUUUUCCCCUCUAUCACUACCGUUUUCCAAAUACAAAGUGAGUGAGCAGCGGGGAUCAUCUUGGCUUUGUUCUUUUACACAGCACCUGUCGUGGUGGAACGGUGGGCUGUGGUUUGCCAUGGCUGCAGGAUGAAGUCAAAAUCUUGGCUUCAUAGAGUGACAUCAGAGAUAUUUGCAGUCUGCUUCAUUAAAAUGCUCUUUCAGAAACUCUUAAUUAGGGCAAAAUGCUCAUCAUUUUAGAUAGAGAUUAGCAUUAUCAUUAUUAUUUCAAGAACGCAAAAAAUAGAUUUUGACCAGAAGUCAUACUUGCUUUGAAAGUUAGCAAAGGUCACUACCUUUUCCAAAAUCAGCAGAUUUUGUCCCUUCAAAAUGAAAGGCCACAAAACAACCUUUUUUUGGGGUAUAAUUCCCCAAUACUCUGUGUUUUCAGUGUCAUUCUGUAUGCAGCCUACAUUGUUUUGACAUUAGUUGAUGCAUUACUUAUCCAAAAACCCCUUGAGCACUCCAAAUUUAGGAGACCUAUACAAUACAGCAUUUAGGGGAAGAAGGUGCGGUGCAUAAAAACAGUGCCUUUGGACUGUGGGCCAGUGAACUGCAUUUAUUUAGAGGAAAUCAGAUGUAGAAAAUACUGACAAAUGAGCUUUUGUGGAAGUUCACCCCAUCCUUUCCUGUUUUAUUUGUCCAGAUCAUACCUGUGUGACAUUUGUACCUAAUGACAUUGAGUUGUGUAUACAUGUGCAAUCUGAGAAAGAUCUAUUUCAUGAAGUAUGCACUUUUUUAUGAAACAGGAGAACUCAAAAGAUCUGUUUUGCUUAAACCCAUGUACCCUUUUAUCUUUUUUAACACCUUGAUCUGAAGUGUGAUCCAAAGGUAGCCAAGUCUUGAAGUUCAGUGUUAAAGCCCUCCAAAAACAUAAGAAACAGAGUAGAACUUCCAUUUUCUAAGUCCAAGCUCUCGCAAGAUGGAGAUCCCAAGUUCUUCAGGAUGAAGAUUAAACUUGGAAGGAGGAAAGUAUGGAGGUGUGUGGAAAAACACGCUCAAGGCUACACAGCAGGUCAGUAGUUGAGUGAGGACACAAUCCAGAGGUGACCCUGGCCACAGCCCCCCCCAUUUAGGGGCACCCAUCUAGCAUUGCGUCAGGAAUCGUGUGUGUGUGACGUGGUUUGUGUUGGUUUGUAGGUGGUUCCAUAGGAAGACAGUAGAAAUACAGCAUACUGAAUCAGUGUGAACAGCUGCUGGUAAGAAAAAAAGAUCUGAUUUUGAUAUAUUAUUUUGAUAUGGAGGGGUGAGGAAAGGUCAGGUUCUUGAUGCACCCUGGACAAACAACAUAUGCAAGCUAUUUUUACAGGAUGGCUUAAAAAAAUUAAAUACUCUUUUCAUUAAUUGUGUUCUCUGGAGUUUGCUUUUGUCUGAAGUGACUUUUUGCAACUCUAUAGUCAUGCCAGGUGUUGGCCCAGUGCUGUCAAUACAGAGCAACUUCAGCUCCAUCAGAAUCAUUGAUGGAUUUGGGGUAGUUUGUGUGUCCGAUAGUUGGGAGUACACAUUUCUUCUCCAUUUUCCUGUUCUCAGCACUUGUCUUGAUGAAAUCCAGGGCACAAUUGGAGCAGGAUGUGUGUAUCUAUAGUAGCAUAUCCAGCUUGAAAAAUAAAUAAAUGCGUGAUCAUAAUUGAAAUGCUUUCCUUUCAAUGAGACUGGUGUGUUUCCAAUAUAAAGAAGAAAUCCUUGUAUGAUGCAGACAUGCAUGGCUUUACUGUAAAAUUGACAUGCUCUUAAAUAAUUAAGGAGGGGGAUACUUUAAUUUGGAAAAAGGAUGCUGAAGGAAGGAGGUUAAAGGAAGCUUUUAGUCAGCUCUAAGGUUAGAUUUAUUGAUCUAGUGAUCAAUUCCUUUCUCUUUCCUGAAUUUAAAGCUAAUGGGAGACUGUGGUCAGAGAUGAGUGGCUUUUAGUUAAGGUUUUUGACUCUUAUAAAUAAUACAACAAAUGUCCUAGUAAGUAAUAAGAAAUAAGAUACUCCCUCAUUCUUUUUAAAUAGAACAAAUGUGGCAAA
Messenger RNA from Strigops habroptila (Kakapo), 5370 nucleotides. It is a transcript of the gene SOCS4, whose product is annotated as suppressor of cytokine signaling 4. Gene Ontology annotation, cellular component: phosphatidylinositol 3-kinase complex. The transcript has a single exon. Bases 96 to 1406 code for a protein of 436 amino acids. Gene Ontology annotation, biological process: phosphatidylinositol phosphate biosynthetic process; negative regulation of epidermal growth factor-activated receptor activity; positive regulation of proteasomal ubiquitin-dependent protein catabolic process. NCBI's taxonomy places the organism in Eukaryota, Metazoa, Chordata, Aves, Psittaciformes, Psittacidae. The record is from RefSeq and is a predicted model, not a curated record. Gene Ontology annotation, molecular function: 1-phosphatidylinositol-3-kinase regulator activity.